GCUGCGCGAACGUUUAACAAUUAUGGCGGCCGAUUUUAGGGAACGAAUGCGCGGCAAUCGUAUCGAGUGUGACCCACAAGUUAUUUCUACCUUCAAUUUACUAUGCGAACUAGUUUCAUUCUUCGAUUAUUAUCACGAGCAGAAGUACCAAUUGGCUUUGGAAGUGCUCGCCAACACCAAACUCGUGCCAUUGUCUAUGAACGAACUUGAAGAAUGCAUAAAUAACUUUAAACGCUUGGGUGGGGAAAUUUGUAAGGUGUAUCCUGACAUUCUGUUGGCAGCCAUGGAUAUACUAUACGCUCAGUACAAAAGUGUUAAGGGACGUGACACUGGCAUUGUAGAUACCGGGCGCGAUCGUCAAUUACAGCAUCUGCGCGAGAAGGCGAAAGCUAUUACAAAUAUGGCCGCAACAGUACCAUAUCGCAUGCCUGGCGAUACGAAUAAAAGACUCGUCCAAACGGAAAUCCUGAUGCACUGAAUUCACAUGAAAUUAAAAAUAGUCGUUAAAACAAAAAUGUAAGUUACGUAAAACCAACAACACAAAUAAAAUAGAUUGUAAUUUAUAUAAUUAAAUGCAACG
Messenger RNA from Rhagoletis zephyria (snowberry fruit fly), 580 nucleotides. Its product is annotated as nuclear pore complex protein Nup93-like. The record is from RefSeq and is a predicted model, not a curated record. Gene Ontology annotation, cellular component: nuclear pore. Gene Ontology annotation, biological process: poly(A)+ mRNA export from nucleus; protein import into nucleus. Lineage: Eukaryota; Metazoa; Arthropoda; Insecta; Diptera; Tephritidae. Gene Ontology annotation, molecular function: structural constituent of nuclear pore.